Messenger RNA from Rhizopus microsporus ATCC 52813, 413 nucleotides. RefSeq lists its product as uncharacterized. The transcript has a single exon. Gene Ontology annotation, molecular function: nucleic acid binding; zinc ion binding. The record is from RefSeq and is a predicted model, not a curated record. Bases 1 to 378 code for a protein of 125 amino acids. Lineage: Eukaryota; Fungi; Mucoromycota; Mucoromycetes; Mucorales; Rhizopodaceae.
AUGAGAGCAGGUGCUACCGUACGUGCUACUUCUGAUAGUAUUGCUAUACCACUAAUUGCCAGUGGUCAUUCCUAUUCGUCAAGUGAUCUUGGUUCGACUGUAUCUACUAUGUUCUCGUUGGCGGAUAAGUUGGAAAAAUUAACUAUCAAUCUUGUUCGUGCUGCUGAUAUGAAGGCACGAGAUGAAAAUAUGGUACCUGAUGUUUCUGCUAAACCUCGUAGGAAAAUCGUAUGUUUCUUCUGUGAUGAGGAGGGACACAAGAAGCAUGAUUGCCCUAAGUAUCUAUCUAACAAGAAUGGUGAGGAUGGUGUAAGGCCGACCCCAGCGUCUGGAACAAAGCUUACUACCUUGACGGGAAAAGGGAUAGAACAUCAGUAGGGAAGGUUAUUGAUGUUUGAAUUGACAAUAUAUAU